Molecule: messenger RNA, 279 nt
Organism: Zychaea mexicana
Lineage: Eukaryota; Fungi; Mucoromycota; Mucoromycetes; Mucorales; Lichtheimiaceae
Product: 60S ribosomal protein L37a
Exons: 3
Coding region: 1-279 (92 amino acids)
Biological process (GO): translation
Cellular component (GO): ribosome
Molecular function (GO): structural constituent of ribosome
Source: RefSeq, a predicted model, not a curated record
AUGACUAAGCGCACCAAGAAAGUCGGCAUCACCGGCAAGUACGGCACUCGUUAUGGCGCUUCCCUCAGAAAGAUGGUGAAGAAGAUGGAAAUCACCCAGCACGCCACCUACACUUGCACCUUCUGCGGCAAGGACGCUGUCAAGCGCCAAGCUGUCGGUAUCUGGAAGUGCAAGGGCUGCAAGAAGACCAUGGCCGGUGGCGCUUACACUGUUUCGACCGCGGCUGCCACCACUGUUCGUUCGACCGUCCGUCGUCUUCGCGAAUUGGCCGAAAUCUAA